Molecule: messenger RNA, 540 nt
Organism: Haliotis rufescens (red abalone)
Lineage: Eukaryota; Metazoa; Mollusca; Gastropoda; Lepetellida; Haliotidae
Exons: 4
Coding region: 40-540 (166 amino acids)
Source: RefSeq, a predicted model, not a curated record
AGUAGCUGACCUUUAAAGGCUAUAGGAAUCCAUUUCAACAUGGCGGUUGUGCGCUUCGAACUGGUUCUCCCGUUGUUCCUUAUCCUACAGACGGCGUCUGUUUGUAGAAGUGUCCCGGUAGUGACCGAUGUCCGGAUGUCCGCUGAGGGGAGCAUACGACACAUCACAGUGAGUUAUGAAGCGGAACACCAACCUAUCGUGCUGUGGAAAGUCGGAAGUUUUGUCAGCCAUUUUGACAACACAACCAAUAACUUCACUGGAUCGGAAGGGCAAGCAAUGCUUCAUUUGUUCAUGGAAGAUUAUGCAAUUAACAUCCAGACCUUCAUCUAUGGAGACAGCUACCAAAUAGAACUGAUAUUUAACAAGGAAGUCAUUCUAAACGGCUCAUUAGAACAAAACACCAUCAACCCUUUGGUGUUCAGAUCUCAGCCCGAUGGUCUCAUCACUUUUGACAAAGGCGAACUUGUUGACAUUGAUCUGUCUCUUGAGUCCGAGACUCUUGGGUCGGGGAAGGCGAAGUCACCAAGAUCCAUGACAUGA